ACAUAAAAGUAAGAAACAACGGAAACCUAGCUAAAGUUGCAUCGCACUCCUAAAUUUAAUUUCUUUCUGAAACCUCGAAAUCGAAUUGACGAUUCCUACUUGCCAUGGCAAAGAAACAAAAUAAUCCUCUGAAAAAUGGGGAUGCAAACAACGUUUCCGAAUCUAACUACGCUUCUAAUUCAUCCACAGUUUUCAAGACCUUGUUCGGCGAAGUUCCAGCUGCAAAUUGUCUCUUCUCCGAUAACAAUCCGUUCCACCGGAAAUUUCUGAAAGCGCCGCUGCCAAUUGAAGAAUCGAGAUUAGGGUUUGCAGGGAAAGAAAAGAUAGACGCCGAAUACGAGGCGAAUUUCGAGAAUUCGGAUUUCUCUGAGGCGAAGAAGCAAAAGAAAAGGAAGAAAUCAAAAGCCGAGAGAGAAAGUUCCGGUUUUGAUGCUGAGAAGAGCAAAAAGGGGAAGAAAGGGAAACUGAAGGAGGGCGAUAAUGGUGAGAAAAACAAUUUAGGCUCUGAAUCAGAAGAAACUGUUAGGAAAGAUUAUGAGGGAAAUGGUGAUAAAAACGAAAAGAAGAAAAGGAAGAAGGUUAAGAGAGAUAAGGUUGAGGCGGAGUACGAGGCAAAGAGAUACGGUGUAAAUGAUGAGAUUGAUGAAAGUGAGGUGGUGGGAGAGAAGAAGAAAAUGGAAAAUCCGGAGGAUAUGGUGGUGGCUAAGGAAGGUUUUGAUGAUGAAGGUAAGCUGUUGAGGACUAUAUUCGUUGGGAACUUGCCGCUAAAGUUGAAGAAGAAGGAGAUAGCCAAGGAGUUUAGCCAGUUUGGUGAAGUCGAGUCUGUGAGGAUUCGAUCUGUUCCCAUUGUUGAUGGAAAAAUGCCGAGGAAGGGUGCUGUAAUUUUGAAGAAAAUCAAUGAGAAUGGAAACAGUGUCAAUGCUUACGUUGUUUUUAAAACUGAGGAGUCUGCUCAAUCAUCAUUGGCCCAUAAUAUGGCCGUGGUUGGUGGAAAUCAUAUCCGUAUUGAUAAGGCAUGCCCACCACGCAAGACAUUGAAGGGAGAUAAUCCUCUAUUGUACGAAAACAAAAGGACAGUCUUCUUGGGAAAUCUUCCUUUUGAUGUCAAGGAUGAGGAGAUCUAUCAGUUAUUCUCUAAUAUAAAAAAUCUUGAAACAAGCGUUGAAGCUGUACGGGUUAUCAGGGAUCCUGGAUCUAGCUUGGGUAAAGGCAUUGCAUAUGUGUUAUUUAAAACUGUGGAUGCUGCCAAUAUGGCCCUCAAGAGACGUAACUUGUGGGUUCGGAGUCGUGAACUUAGGCUCAGUCACGUUAAACCAGCCGACUCUUCUUUGAAGAGGAUGAACACUUCCGAACCACAAAGCAAUAGUGCUAAGAAGUUCAGAACUCCAGAUGGUGGUUAUAAGGCGCCAGCAAAGGCAAACGUCUCUUACCAGGGCUUGCACGCAAGCAAAUCCGGUGGACAGAAGAAAGUCCGUACAAAGGUAAAUACCAUUUCUGCCAAAUCAAAGCCUCAACCUGCUAGAGAGAAGAGUUCUGGUACGAAGAAACGGCCUGCAGUGGCUGCAAGGAAAGAAAAGGCCCUGCGGGCUGCUAAUGCUUCUAACGUAGCUGGAACGAAGCGGAAGCUAGGUAAUCCAGGCGCCCGUAGUGGUGGACAAAAGAAGAAAGCAAGAGCAUCCAGGUAAAAGAAUAAUAUAGGAGAUGUUCUUUGCGACCACAGAAUUAGGAGGAUCUGUUGAUUUAAUUUCAACACAAGGCAUGCUAUGCCCUUUUUUAUUUUCCUUUUUUUCUUAUUAUUUGAUGAGUUUGCCUUCAUGACUAUGCCUCUCAAUUUGAAGGUUUCUCCGAGGUGACUUUUUGCUAACUUUGAAUGCCGAUGCUAUUAACCAUGAUCAAUUCAUUAUUUUAAUCUUUUUCCUGUUAA
This is a messenger RNA of Salvia splendens (bonfire salvia), 1924 nucleotides long. Its product is annotated as RNA-binding protein 34. NCBI's taxonomy places the organism in Eukaryota, Viridiplantae, Streptophyta, Magnoliopsida, Lamiales, Lamiaceae. The coding region runs from base 105 to 1685 and encodes 526 amino acids. The record is from RefSeq and is a predicted model, not a curated record. Gene Ontology annotation, molecular function: RNA binding. The transcript is spliced from 6 exons. Gene Ontology annotation, cellular component: nucleolus.